AUGGCCGACGACAAAGAGAGCGUUGUCGUGGAUCGUGGCAUUUUGGAGAAAACGGGCUCGGCCACGAUAGCAACGACGAGCAACAUACUGUCCCCGGAGGAAGACAAGCGACUGCUACGAAGAAUUGAUCUUUGCCUGCUCCCCAUCUGCGCCGUGUCCUACAUGUUCCAGUACCUCGACAAGUCGGCGCUGAGCCUGACAGCCAUCCUGGGCAUCCGGGAAGAUCUUGGCAUUUCCGGCAGCGCAUACUCGUGGGCCAACAGCGUCUAUUACCUAGGAUAUCUCAUCGCUUCCUACCCGGCCGCGGCUCUGAUGGUCCGCCUGCCCACCGGAAAGACGAUUGCCGCGUCAAUCUUCUUCUGGGGAUGCAUCCUCAUCCUCACACCGCUCUGCUUCAACAGCGCCGGUCUCCUCGCCAACCGCUUCUUCCUCGGCGCCGCCGAGGCCGCCAUCGCGCCGGGCCUCGGCGUGCUCAUCUCCAUGUGGUACAAGCGCUCCGAGCAGCCCCUCCGACAUGCCGCCUGGUUCCUCGGGAACUCCUUUGCGGGCAUGGCCGUCUUUGCCAUAUUUGGAGGCGCGACGGUGGCAUGGGGCCUCGCCAUGCUCUUCGCCCUGCCAGAUGUCCCGAACAAGGCCUUCUUUUUGAACGCGGAGGACCGCGAAAAGGCCAUCGUCCGCGUGCAGGACAACAUGACGGGCAUCAAGAACAACCAGAUCAAGUGGUCGCAGAUCCGCGAGGCCCUCACCGACCCCAAGAUCUGGAUCAUCUGCCUCCUCCAGCUCUGCUCCAACAUUCCCAACGGUGGCGUCGCCAGCUUCGGCCCCAUCGUCAUCCAAGGCAUGGGCUUCAGCACCUUCUCCACGCUGCUGCUCAACAGCCUCAGCUACGUCUUCCAGGUCGUCUUCGUGCUCGUCGCCACCGCCGGUAGCGCGCGCCUGCGCAACACCCGCACCCUCUGGAUCGCCUGGGGCUUCUCGCUCUCCCUCGCCGGCGCCGUCGUCAUCCGCGCGCUCGACCCGGCCCGCCGCUGGCCGCGCUUCGUCGGCUACUGCCUGCUGCUCGGCUACGUCGUCUCCUUCCCGCUCAACAUCUCCCUGGUCACGAGCAACACCGGCGGCUUCACCAAGAAGACAACGGCCAACGCGAUGAUCUUUGUCGCGUACUGCGUGGGCAACAUUGUCGGCCCGCAGCUCUUCUUCGCGAGGGAGGCGCCGCGGUACACGUCCGGCUUCCUGGCGAUGCUGGUCUGCUACGCGUCGGGUAUCGCGCUGUGCGUGGUGCUGAGGUUCUACCUGAUAUGGGAGAAUCGGCGCCGAGACAGGGCGGCGCGGCCGGUGGCAGGGCUGGCAGACGCGGAGGCGAUCAACCAGGCCGACAUGACGGACGGGGAGAUUGCACAGUUCCGAUACGUUUACUAA
Cordyceps fumosorosea ARSEF 2679 is the source of this 1419-nucleotide messenger RNA. Its product is annotated as Major facilitator superfamily domain, general substrate transporter. Gene Ontology annotation, biological process: tripeptide transport; dipeptide transport; transmembrane transport. Gene Ontology annotation, cellular component: plasma membrane. The coding region runs from base 1 to 1419 and encodes 472 amino acids. The transcript has 5 exons. The record is from RefSeq and is a predicted model, not a curated record. Lineage: Eukaryota; Fungi; Ascomycota; Sordariomycetes; Hypocreales; Cordycipitaceae. Gene Ontology annotation, molecular function: dipeptide transmembrane transporter activity; allantoate transmembrane transporter activity.